GUUUGGCUAGGCUGAAGCAAUGAAGGGAGUCACUUCCAAUGAAUGAUUGAUUCAACCAAAGAUAUGCGUGGGUAUAUACCCUCGACCAAGAGGCAGCUAAGCUAAUCUCUCCCAAUUGGAUCCUUCUCACAGCAGAUAAUGACUUUCCCGUUUCAAUGCUGUUGCCAGAGCUGUAUCCAAGGAGAGAUAAUGGUAUCUGGUAGUAUCCAAAACAAUGCUGCAGCUUAGUUGGUCAAACCUCUAAUGGCUGUCGGUACGAGUACGAGUAUGCCACUGUCGCGCACGGAUGAUGAAAGGAUCGAAAGGCAUGGAGGAUUGAAGGGUGGUGGCAGCACGCGUGCCAAUAAAAAGAUCCGUUUAUUCCUUGUGGAAGGUCUCUGACGAAAGCUAAAGAAGUUUGGCGAAGACAAUGAUGGAUCAGCCGGUCAAUCUCCAUGCAAGAAAGAACACGGGGAAGUCAUCACGACAGACUAGACUGCUAGAAUAGAAUAGGAACAAGAGACUACUAUCGAAUCUCUGCUUCUUUCUUCUUUCUCUUGCUCUCUACUAGCUAUCUACGUUGGAGCUAUUGGUUUGACACUGUCCACUUGAUUUGAUUUGAUUCUGCAUCAUGAGCAACAUCCCGAUUGUGCAAGGGGUGACGGUGGACCAUGGAAAGUCCAACUCGGAUCCCUACCAGAAUCCCAUGGCGGUGCCAAUGGUGCCCGCCGGGGGCUACGAUUACGGCCAACCUGCUCAAGCCCAGCCACAGCAGCAGCAAGCCGCCGGUAAUGGAAUGCAACAUGCCAAACAGCCAAAUCAAUUCCGAGAUGUCAUCUGGGGAAUACUUUUCAUUGUCCACCUCAUCCCUGUGGCUCUCUAUGCCAUUUACAGUGCCUCGUCUCAAGAAGGAGAUGGCAGCGGCAUUUCGGUGGCUCCCCAUCUCUACUGGAUUUCCAUUGUCGCUCUCGUUUCCGUUGGACUCUCCUCUCUGUCUCUGGAUGGAAUGAUGCGAUUUGCCGAUACACUCGUCAAAGCCGCUCUCAUCUUCUCCGUCAUUUCCUCACUUCUCAUGGCCAUUUACUGUGUCAUGAUGGGACAAACCUUUUUUGCCGUGCUCGGAUUUAUGGGAUUUGCCGUCAUGAUUUGCUAUGCCAAAAUGGUAUGGCAUCGACUCCCCUUUGCGGCGGCCAAUCUACGAACGGCAUUGACGGCCGUCAAACUCAACAUGGGACUCGUAUUGGUCGCAUACGUCUUUAUGGCGCUGGGAUUUGCAUGGUCCAUUCUAUUCAUGGUCGGAUUUGGAAGCGGACUUCAGCAAUCCUCGUAUCCUGUCAUUUUUGCAUUCUUUGUCAGCUUUUACUGGGUCAAUCAAGUUCUAGUGUACACGGUCCAUGUCAUUUGUGCAGGAGUUGUGGCAACUUGGUGGUUUGCACCAGUAGAGGCUUCCUCCUGCUUUUCGUCGGCCCUGCAAGACUCUUCUAUUCGGGCAUGCACCUACAGUUUUGGAUCUAUCUGCUUUGGAGCAUUCUUGGUGGCGAUCGUCAAAGCCUUGCGCAUGACACUGGAGUAUGCGCGCCAACAAGAGGACGCACAGAUCUUGGUUUGUAUCCUAGACUGCAUUCUAUCUUGCAUCCAAGGUAUGAUCGAGUAUUUGAACAAGUGGGCCUACAUUUACGUUGGGAUGUAUGGCUUUGGCUACCUCGACGCCGGUAGAGAAGUCGUAAACCUCUUCCAGGCAAGGGGGUGGAAUGUCAUUAUCACUGAUGAUCUGGUGGACAACGUUUUGAGCAUGAUGAGUGUCGGGAUUGGAAUCGUUGCGGGUGUUGUUGGUCUCUUGGUAGGCAAAGGAACCCUGGCAACUGAGGGAGUUGAGAAUCCUGGAAUCAUUGCGUUUGUCAUUGGUUUCAUCAUUGGCAUGGUGCUCUCCAACAUUGUCCUGGGAGUUGUCGGUUCCGCAGUGAAUACAGUCAUUGUUUGCUACUGUGAAGCUCCAGCAGAGUUUGCUGCCAAUCAUCCUCAACUUAGUCAGGAAAUGCGCGAUGCCUGGGUUUCAGGUUGGCCCGAACUGAAUUUGUCCGGAGCUUGAUUACAAAACAAAAACAAUCAACAUCAUCAACAGAACCAUGUAUUUAGAAUUUCCUGAUCCACAGGUGACAGCUCGCGUGUGGGUGGACGCAUGCGGUCGCCCAUCUACGAGCUCGCCAUUGGAUUGAAUGAAUUGUCAACGUAAAGGUGUUUUACAGUGUGUAAGGCUGCCUUCGCUGUUUGCUUGUCCCCCUCUCUACGUUUAAAUGUUUGUGGUACAGCGCAAAAAGCCUCGCUUGGAUUGGUCCCAGAGAUAGAUUACUAUUACUAUCCAUCAUUGUUAGGUUGUUAUGGUAUACAUGUUCUUUCCUAAGAUAAACAACUUUUGUUUGGGACUCG
Messenger RNA from Seminavis robusta, 2406 nucleotides. NCBI's taxonomy places the organism in Eukaryota, Bacillariophyta, Bacillariophyceae, Naviculales, Naviculaceae. The record is from the annotation of a GenBank genome assembly.